AUAUGCCUCCCCAAACAUUAAAACGACAAGCAGAAGAUGUAAGCUUUAAUAAUGAUAAUUUAAAUGAUGAUGAAUAUGAUGUUACUUGGGGAGGAAAGAGAUCAAGAUACAUUUAUACUUAUACUCUACAAUCUCCAGAUUUAUACUCUGCUAUUAGUGAUUCAGAUGAACCCGAAAGUGUAUAUAGUAUGCAGUCAAAAGCAACAAUUCAAGUUGUUGAUGAAAGUGAUACGUCAUCUAUUUCAAAUUGUUGUGGAACUGACUGUGAUUGUCAAAAUUCUAGUCAAUCGGACAAUACUGAGUUUGAGGUAGUCAGUUCAUUCUCGUCUACACACGAUUUUAAUUUUUCUGACUCAUCAGAUUCUUCUAUAUCUGAGGAUAUUAAGGUAAUCAAUUUUCCAAAUUUAUCUUCGAAGAGCUCUGAUAAUGGAUAUUUGCCAGAUGAAACGGAUAAUUCAGUUGUGAAAUCACAAUCAAAUUUACCCCCACCAGCUUGUUUUAAAACUUGUCUCCAAUGUAGAAAAGAAAAUCCUAAUCCUUAUUUUCAAUUUUGCUAUUUAUGUUUCAGAUAUCGUAUGCAGUUUUUCGAAGAUAAACCAUCACCUAAAUCAAGAGGUAUCAAACGAUUAAACACAAAUAUGGAAGGUAAAAAUGACAAUUCAUUACCAAAUUCUCAAGAGUCUGGUUCAUUUGGCUUAUCUAGUUUAAAUUUAUCUCAAAAAGAAAUUGAUGAUUUUACAAAUCAGAAAAAUGAUAAAACUGAUAGUUUAUGUAAUGUUUGUUUAAUAAGACCAAAAAAUGGUAUAUUUAACCAUGGUAAAACUGGCCAUGUUUAUAGUUGUUAUCAGUGUGCUAAACAAAUUUGGAACAAAAAUGGAAAAUGUCCUAUUUGUAAUGUUAAAGUUAGAACUGUUACCAAAAUUAUAACUGUUUAGUAAAUUCUGAUUGUGACUGUGGUUUUGUUAUAAGAAUUUAAAAAAUUUACAGGGAAAUAAAUUUUAACUCAAUUA
Messenger RNA from Daktulosphaira vitifoliae (grape phylloxera), 1010 nucleotides. Its product is annotated as E3 ubiquitin-protein ligase Mdm2-like. The record is from RefSeq and is a predicted model, not a curated record. NCBI's taxonomy places the organism in Eukaryota, Metazoa, Arthropoda, Insecta, Hemiptera, Phylloxeridae.